Messenger RNA from Budorcas taxicolor (takin), 1412 nucleotides. RefSeq names its product solute carrier family 25 member 28 (gene SLC25A28). The coding region runs from base 1 to 1095 and encodes 364 amino acids. Lineage: Eukaryota; Metazoa; Chordata; Mammalia; Artiodactyla; Bovidae. Gene Ontology annotation, biological process: iron import into the mitochondrion. The record is from RefSeq and is a predicted model, not a curated record. The transcript has 4 exons. Gene Ontology annotation, molecular function: ferrous iron transmembrane transporter activity. Gene Ontology annotation, cellular component: mitochondrial membrane.
AUGGAGUUGGAGGGGCGGGGUGCUGGCGGUGUGGCGGGGGGGCCGGCGGCUGGGCCGGGGCGGAGCCCCGGGGAGUCGGCGCUGCUGGACGGGUGGCUGCAGCGGGGCGUGGGCCGGGGGGCCAGCGGCGGGGAGGCCGGGGCCUGCAGGCCCCCUGUACGACAGGAUCCGGACUCCGGCCCGGACUACGAGGCGCUGCCGGCUGGAACCACUGUCACCACGCACAUGGUGGCGGGCGCCGUGGCAGGGAUCCUGGAGCACUGCGUGAUGUACCCCGUCGACUGCGUCAAGACCCGGAUGCAGAGCCUACAGCCGGAUCCAGCCGCCCGCUACCGAAAUGUGUUGGAGGCCCUCUGGAGGAUUAUAAGAACGGAGGGCCUGUGGAGGCCCAUGCGCGGCCUGAACGUCACAGCAACAGGCGCAGGGCCUGCCCACGCCCUCUAUUUUGCCUGCUAUGAAAAGUUAAAAAAGACAUUGAGUGAUGUAAUCCACCCUGGGGGCAAUAGCCAUAUUGCCAAUGGUGCAGCUGGGUGUGUGGCAACAUUACUUCAUGACGCUGCCAUGAAUCCAGUGGAAGUGGUCAAGCAGAGGAUGCAAGUGUACAACUCUCCGUACCGCCGGGUGGCAGACUGUGUCCGAGCAGUGUGGCGGAACGAGGGGGCCGGGGCCUUCUACCGCAGCUACACCACCCAGCUCACCAUGAACGUGCCCUUCCAAGCCAUCCACUUCAUGACCUACGAGUUCCUGCAGGAGCACUUUAACCCCCAGAGACGGUACAACCCCAGCUCCCACGUCCUCUCCGGAGCCUGUGCAGGAGCUGUAGCUGCCGCUGCCACAACCCCACUGGACGUUUGCAAAACACUGCUCAACACCCAGGAAUCCCUGGCCUUGAACUCCAACCUUACAGGACAUAUCACAGGCAUGGCUAGUGCCUUCAGGACGGUGUAUCAAGUAGGCGGGGUGACUGCCUACUUCCGAGGGGUGCAGGCUAGAGUCAUUUACCAGAUCCCCUCCACAGCCAUCGCUUGGUCUGUGUACGAGUUCUUCAAAUACCUGAUCACUAAAAGGCAAGAAGAGUGGAGGGCAGGCAAGUGAAGCAGCACCAGAUGGAACCAGGGUUCAGCCAGCACUGAUGCCCUGCCCACCCCAGCCAUGUUCUCCGCCUUGGGACGCACCCCAGCCUCGAGUGGAGGAAGGAAGGCAGAGGGCUCGCUCUCCCCAGGCUCUGGGUGUCUGGCUGACACCAGUUCCUGCCGCCCUCUGUCGCCACCGCCUUUCCUUCCGGGCCUUAAGCAAGUGCAGUGAGUCACACCACAGCAUCUCUGACACUCUCCUUCCUGGGCCUGAUGACCUGCUCUAGACUGUUACAGAGGGAUAAGCAGCUCAUUCCCCUGGUUCCUAAUAAAAAGCCU